AUGGAAUGUACAAUGAUUGCUCAAACACAUUACGAAACAUAGGAAUUAACCUGUUAUUAGUACCUUAAUUGCUAGGGGUUCAAGAAUGAAGUCAAAAGACUAAAUGAUUUAAGUCGCAAUGUUCUCAUCAUAGUAUGUGAGUAUCUAUCUUUCUUCCAGAUAGUGAUGCUCUCCGCCUCCAACAAGAAAAUCAAAAGUAAACUUGACAAUUUCUUAGAGCCCUGCAACGAGGUUUCCUAUCUGAAAAGGCGAGCAAUUAUUAACUUUUAGAGUUUCUUCUUUGAAUAAUUUCCAUGUACUGAGGUAUUCUUUAAGCGGAUGAGUUCUAUUACUAGUAGCUCAACAAUGGCAUCUUCUGCAAGUUUUCUACCUUUAACUAAGUAAUCCUCAUUAUGCAUUCAAAAUGUUAAGAAUAUCCAAUAAAUGAGUAAAUAAGUCUCUACGAAUCCUUUCGACCUAGCACUCGAAGCCACUUCAAGCAGAUAGGUUCGCAGUUAAUUGUUUGAAAAAAUGGAGGACAAUAAAUAGAGCAACUAUAUUGAGGAGACCUACAGAAAAUGGAGAGAUCUAUAUAUGCGGGCUCUCAAUAAUAAGCAGAAUUUCGUCAAAAUUACAUUCAAUGAAUUCUACUCAGCCUUUAUGCAAGAACCAGACGAAUUCGCUCGCGAAAUAUUUCUAGAUCCAUCUCUUUGCGAGAACCCCUGCUUUGCUCUUCCCUAACUUACUAGAGAGAACUUCACCUAGAAGGGUCUAUUCUACAGGACAGAAAAGAUCCUAGUUUAAAACUAUCACAACUGCUUCCAGAAAUACUCAGUGGACUAUACCAAAUAGCUGCUUUGGGAAACAAUUACAGAACUCUAAAGUCAAAUCGAAAGUAGUGAAGCUGCAAAAGCAGUUAUACUAUCCCUGAUAUAUGACUAAAAUGAAUAAGGAAUUUACAAUCUUAAUACUUUAGCGCCACUAUCAAAGUAGCCAGAACAGAGGCCGACUCUCGAUUUUUUGGACAUUGAUAUGGAAGACGGACUUGAUAUGGCUUUUGAAAGCUUAUAAAGUUUUUAAAAAGCCGAUUCUAUGUGCUUUAUUAAAGAUGAACUCAAUCCUUUUUCAAUCCAACCGAACCAAAUGAAUCAAGACAACCUUGAGGGUAUAACUUUACUGUACAAAAGUGUAUCAGCCUAUACAUUAAGGUAAUUCAAAUUACUAUGUAAUGCUCAUAAUAACCAACUAGAUUUCAUUCUCCAACAAAUCAACAUGGCCCCACCUCAAAAAUAAAAUUUUUACGUAUUCCUUGAAGAUUAUAUCAUUAAAGAGAAAAAUUUAAGAUUUUUGUUCAAAAAAGUUACCUAAAACUUUGUAGUCCAAGAAUCUUUUGGUGAAACUGUUUAGAGAUUAGGAAUCUUAUAGAAGGAGACUGUAAAGAAAAGUCCAUACUUUUGUGAUUUCUUGUUGUUAGAGCUCAUGGAUUCUAUUUGGAUCAAUGAAAUCUACAGAUCUCAAAAAGAAAAACUAAUAGAAAUAACUAAAAAGGAAAUUGCUGCUGUACACUGCAUUGAGAGAAUUGAAGAAUUAGCAGAGAAAUAGGAGACUUUUAGGAAAGUGAUCAAUCUUGUGCAUCAAAUGGAGUUCAAUCUCGAAAGUGGAAACCCAAUUAUGUCGCUCACUGUUCCUUAAAGUCAUCUUUCAGGUAUUUUUUCAUAUGAGACUUCUGAAUUUCACAAAAUCUAGGAGCUUGAGUAUUAUUACGUUCUUACCAAGAAGCAUUAUUUAGCUAAGGCUUUUUCAAAUGAGUUGGCCACAAAGCUGGAAAAUAAUAAAUUUACGAAGACCUAAAAUUGUAGCCCCCUUGCUAACUCAUUCAUGGAUUUAAAUCUUAACCAGAUAAUUCCCUAGGACCUCAUUAAUAGUUUCUUUCAUUAAGUGAUUAGAAAUUUGCUGAAGGAAAAGAGUCUGCAUGAAUUUAUGGACUCAGAAUAAUUCCUUCAAUCUCUAUUUGUCAUGUUUCAUAUUGAUCAGCGAUCAAAGGUUUAGUUCUCAACUGACGUGAAUUAAUUCCUCAUAGAAUAGCAUAAGCACCUAGAUGAGAUGAUUAGUCUCCAUCCAGAACUAUAUGGGCAGGUCUAAGAGUCAGAAGAAUCAAAAGAGGCUGCGGAUUUGGCUGAAAAACUUGGUUGCUCUACUUAAAACCCAUUUACAUUAAUUGAGCCUUUAAUGAUACCUGAGUUAAAUCGCGGAUAUUCUGACCAGAAAAAGCAAUAUUAAAAAGCAUUUAGAGCCAUGAUUUUCUCCGCAUUUAUCAAGACUGAACUAGAAUUCGAUUUCAAAAACAUGAUAUUAAAGUAGAGGCAAGAGGAAAAGCGGAGGAUGGUAGAGCAGAUCAACUAGAGGAUAAAUAAUUUUAAUUUUGCCCUUCAGUAGCAUAAUAGACAGGACCAGAUAAACGAAUAAAAUGUAGAGAUGACUGAUGUAGAUGACAUAGACUAGGACAACCUUCCAGAUCCAGAAAGUUUGUUUGGCACCUUCACUACUAUAGCUACUCUAGGAGAUAUUAAUGCAAAUAAUAACACCUUCAACUUCCAUAUUGGGUCUUCCUAAGACCUAAAUAUUAAUAAAUAAAACUAAUAUUAAUAAUGA
Stylonychia lemnae is the source of this 2631-nucleotide messenger RNA. The record is from the annotation of a GenBank genome assembly. Lineage: Eukaryota; Ciliophora; Spirotrichea; Sporadotrichida; Oxytrichidae.